AAACAAUUUAAAAAUGCCAAUAAGAAGAAAGAGGACAGCAAAAUUAAUAGGAAGGUUGCUUACUAAGGAUCAAUUUAGUACUGGAGUACCUAACAAGAGAAGGAAGAUAUCAACAAAGAAGUCGACCACUAAGAAAGCUGCAAAGAGAUCUUCCUCUACUAAGAAAACUUCUAAAGCCAAGAAGAAGAGAGACGCAAAGGCUAAAUCUAAAGCUUCUACUUCUAAGAAGACCAUUAAAGGAAAUAGCAAGCUAGCUCAAUUGAAAAAGAUGACUACUGUUGUUGCUGAUACUGGUGAUUUCCACCUGAUUAAGAAGUACAAGCCAACCGAUGCCACAACAAAUCCAUCUUUGUUGCUUGCUGCUUCAAAGAUGACUGAGUAUGAUUCCUUAAUUGAUGAGGCAAUUCGUUCUGAACUUAAGAACAAAAAGGUGACAGAUACUGUGAUUUCAGAUAUCUGUGAUAAGUUGGCAGUCAUCUUUGGAACUAAGAUUUUAGAUAUUGUGCCAGGAUACGUAUCCACUGAAGUUGAUGCAAGGCUCAGCUUUGAUACAAAAGCCACUGUAGCAAAGGCAAGAAAGAUUAUCAAGCUUUAUAAGGCUGCAGGAGUUAAGAAGGACAGAAUCUUGAUCAAGAUUGCAUCCACUUGGGAAGGAAUCCAAGCUGCUAGAAUUUUACAAAAAGAAGGAAUCAGCUGCAACUUGACUUUGUUAUUCAAUUUCUUCCAAGCACUAGCUUGCGCUCAAGCUAAUGCUACUCUUAUUUCUCCAUUUGUCGGAAGAAUCCUCGAUUGGUAUAAGAAAAGUACAGGAAAAGAAUAUAAACCAGAAAAAGAACCAGGAGUUUUCUCUGUGACAAGAAUUUAUAAUUAUUAUAAGAAAUAUGGGCACAACACUUUUGUGAUGGGAGCUAGUUUCAGAAAUAGCGGAGAAAUCAUUAACUUGGCUGGAUGUGACAGACUAACUAUCUCUCCCGCCCUUUUAGAAGAACUUGAAACAUCCAAAGGAAAGAUCCAAAAGAAGCUUGAUAGAACAAAAUCCAAGAAGGAAUGUAAAGACCCAAAGGUAAAAGUGACUGAAAGCCUCUUCAGAUGGGAAAUGAACGAAGAUGCAAUGGCCACUGAAAAGCUCUCUGAAGGAAUUAGAAAAUUUAGUGAAGAUCUCGUAGCUCUUGAAGGCAUUAUUAGAGACAGAGUUAAGAAAUCUUUAAAGAAAGGAAAGAAAUAA
This is a messenger RNA of Moneuplotes crassus, 1225 nucleotides long. Lineage: Eukaryota; Ciliophora; Spirotrichea; Euplotida; Euplotidae. The record is from the annotation of a GenBank genome assembly.